GGGCCUCCUCGGCUCCGCAAAAUGGCGGCAGGAAGGGCCGGGCCGGGGGCGUGCGAGCGGAGCCACCGCGGCAUCUCCCGGCCGGGGGCACCGCCGCAGCCCCGAACCGAGCCCGCGGGGAGCAGGCAGCACGCCGGGCGCAGCGAGGGGCGGCUUCGGUGCCUUCGUCCUCCGAAGGGAGGCGGGCAUGCAUCAACUCGGCUGCUCUCUGUGGCGUAAACAUUGGCUGGAGGCAGACUGGUGAUUGCUCCUUCAGGAGGUGGGACUGCUGUAAAACUGAAGGAAAUGAAAUUUCAGGGCAGGAGCUGGAUGAAAAUGCUGCCUGCUAGAAAGCAGAGGGAGGUGAGUCAUGGCAACUUGACUGGCUUUCUGUUGCUACAGUACCAUGAUGUUAUUCUACUGUUUCCUCAGAAGUUACAGUGGCUGCAGUCACUCAAAGCUGCUUUGUGAGGGGAAAGGUACCAUAGGUAUGUAAGGUGUGCUGGGGUAGAUCUGUGUUUUAAAGGGGCCAUGUAGAAGCAUGAGGUUAUGCAGCUUCAGGACCAAGCUGAGAAAUUGUGCCAAAUCCCAUUUGGAAACUAGGAGGAAAAAAAAAGACAUCGUUUAUUAUUGUUAUGAUUAUUAUUACUGUUUCAACCUUCCAUAUCUGUGUAAACCUUCAAAUAAAUUAAAACAGUAACCUUUUUUUCCUCUCUAUGUUUUCACAAAACUGUUUGCUAUAUGUGCACUAAUCCUUAGGCCAGCUGCAGCAAUCAGUGUCUGCCUGAACCGAUGGCAGAACCGGGCUCACAUGGGGGAAGAGAAUGCACGUGAAGGGAGCAUUAAAGCACAUGGGCUGUGCCUUUGGGAUCUGAGUGGAUUUUGGAGGAAAGCGUUUUGCUGGGCUAAAGUACUUCCUUGUGUAUGCCAAACCUAACAGUACCUGGAAUGGACAGGACCAGUCUUGCUCCAGCUCUAACACGGCAGCCUCCUGUGCGUGCAGGCAGUGCGUGCACUCACUGUCAUCUUUUGUUUGCAAAUGUAUUCAUGUCAUUUUGAUAACUGCCUUGGUGGCUUGGUUGUCACUUCUUCUAUUGCGACUAGCUGAAGAACAGAGGAAAAGAAAUGUAACUCUCCAUUGGUAAGGAAUUAGAUGGAUUUCUCCUUUUUACCUAAAGGGUCUUCUUCACAAAAAGCCCUGUACAUAAAGGCCCCUCUUGUAUGAAACACUACUCUGUAACAUUAAGAUUGGGAUUUCAAGACCUAGUGUAAUUCUUUGCUUCAAAACAGAAAGCUGUGACGGGUAGGAAUCACCCCGGGAGCUCCAUUUGUCCUGUAAAUAUGCUCCAUUCGUGCACAGUCAGAUCAUGGAGGCUGUGUGCUUUCCUGAACUGACUGCCUCAGCCGGCGGGCGCGAGGGUUACCCGCCGACGGCCGUUGGGCUCGCGCGGGCCGUUGGCGGUCCCUGAGGUGAGGCGGGAGCGCUGCCCCCCGGCGGCUGAGGACGAGAGCGGCUGAGGGCCGGGCGGUGGCGGUGGGACGCGCCUCCUCGGAGCGGCCUGCAGAGUAUCGUUCUCUGCUCCAACAGACUUCGCAGCCUGGUCUUUCUUGCAGUGUACUUCAGUAUUUAACACCCGUAACGCUGUUUAUUUAAGAAACUUACUUCUAAAAUUCGGCCUGACGAAGCCGAUUCGGUUACACUGUCAAGUGACGUAAUUUUUUGCUCCUCCCCCCCACCCUUGCUUUUAAAGGUAGAUCUGAAUAGGUUACUCUUGACAGUGUGCAUCCCCUGACAAGGCGCUUUCUGAUGAUGGAUAAACAAGCAACUGCUAAAUUAUCUACUGUUUUUACUUCGGGGGCUGUCAGAGGAUGCAGGAAGAGGGACAGAACGUUACAAACUGCAAAACUGAAUGCUUCUUUGGCAUCUAAAAUCAAAUCUAAAUUAAUAAAUAAUUCAUCAAUGUUGAAAGUAUCUUUAAAGCAAAAUAAUAAAGCGUUAGCUCUGGCUUUGAGCAUGGAGAAAGAAAGUUCUCGGAAGCUGAAGAAUGAGAAGAUUUUUCUUCAGAAAGAAGUAGAAAAGCUGCAGCUUCAUAAUAUCCUGCUUCGCCGAAAACUAAGCUGUUUGAAUAAAACUCUUAGAGAAAUAGGAGCAUUUUUGAGUGAUAACCUCUUAACUGCAAUAGAAAUAAGUAGUCUUUCUGAGAAUCUUCAGAGUUCUUUUCCUCUGUCAGACAGUCCAAGUAGCUGUACUGAUGACCAGUUGAAGAGUACAUGUCAGUCAGUGAGAUCUGUAGAACUGCCAGUGAAGCUUCCUCUACCUGCAACAUCUGCUGGAAAACAGCAAGAAAAUCAGCUUUGCACAGAACUAAGCAGUAAUAGCGCGUUCCUAGCUCAUGUCAAUAACGUACAACCUCUAAGACAGCCUGAGGAGUUUACAAGACAAGAUUCAUUGCCGUUCUGUGGAAAUGUGACUGAAAGAAGGAAAUGUGCAACACAUCAUGGGUCAAAACCACAACUUAAUAUAAAGGAUUUUGAUAAAAAAUGUAGCUCAAAUCUGCUUCUUCAUGGUAGCAGCAGCAGCAAUGAGGUGAAUGUGAAGGAAAGUCCAAGUGACUUGUCUCGCGUUAUUCCUUCACAACUUGAUUUUAGCAGUGAAUGUAAGGAGAUGCUUCCUAUUGAUGGGAUUAAAUCCGAAGAAACUGUUUAUGAUGCUGAUAUGGAGUUGACUGCCAGCGAUGCAGGUGAACUGCUCACAGUUGCAUCAAAAAACAAAUUACAUAAAAAUAAUAAUGCCAGUUCUGAUAAAGUACUGGCAAAAUUCAGGAAAGUAAAAUAUUCUAAUAGUGACAAAGAGAAAAUUAAAACUAAGACAGAAGCCAGUUCAAAUUUUUAUGCAGAAGAAAAGCACGCUAGGACUGACAACAGUAACAUUUCAAAAACUGCUGACUUACAAACUCAGCUGUUCCAAAGUCAAACAGAACAGCUACCUAACCAGAAUUCUACAGAGAAACAGAAUUUACCAAAUGCCAAUGACUGUAAUCAGGAACAAAACUAUGUAAGUAAGGAUAAAGAUACUAGAAGAACGUAUCUAGUUAGCCUAGUGCAUCAAAAACAAGAACAAGAAGCAAAUAAAGGAAAUUCCUCAGAAACUUCAGAAGAUGCGGAAAACAAAAUAAUAAAAGCAUACUCAAACUUAUCUAGUAGUGAGAUCCCACCUCAAGUUUGCUGUGCUAAAAGCUCGGCAUUCCAGGGUAACACCUCUACUGUACCACGUUCACAGCAGGACUUUCUAUAUGAAAAUGAGAAUGGUGUCAGACUGCUAAGAAACAGGAAAACCUUUCAGAACCCUUCUAAAAUGAACACAGCCACAUACUGUAAAGUAGAUCAUGGGAAGUAUGAAGUAUAUGGUUCAAAAAAGUCUCAAACAGACAGGUGCCAAUGUGACAGCAAGAGAAAACAAGACCAGAAGAAUAUUAUAAAGAGUAAAUGCAACAAAAAAGGUGGUUACAGACAAAGAGAAACUGAAAAUGAGAGUGCUGAUAAAAUUAUUAAAAAAGUAGAUCAAAAGGGUGGUAAUUUUUCACCAGGCAGAUUAAAACGUAUGUUGACAAAGGCUACCCAUGAAGCAUGUGUAAUACCAACUAAAGAUCUUACUACGUUCUCGCUUUGCAAAAGUGAAGAAUUAAAAAAUAUGGAUGCAUUGUGCACACGGGCUGUUCAUGGAAAUAAAAUAACUGAAACACAGCAAUCUCAAGGAGCUUUAGUUGCUCAGAAUGAUAUGGCUAUAAAUACAUCGCAAACUAAAGCCUCCACACAAAAUGUUGGCAACAAUGCCGAUACGUUAAAGAGAGUAGAUGCCUCACCAGCAGCACAUGAAGAAUCUAACAUUAGUAAUUCUUGUGACAAUCAAGUAAAAGAAAAAGAGAGCCUUUGUUCUGGUAUUAUGGAGAGCAGACAGAAAAAGAAUUAUUUCAGACAUAUUGAUCAGGGACAGCUGAAUUUUCUGGAUGACCAGGAAGUCUCUCAUGAGAUGGAUGCCUCUAUGAACAAGUUAAAACCCACAGUGCAAAAGUUAGAAAUUUUAGAAUCCUUACCUGUAGAUUGCUCUAAGAAUUUGACAGCAAGUACAGGUAGCUUUUUCCAGAGUGGUUUUCCUGAAAUGAGGCUCACAGCUCCUGAUAACCUUAAUGCUUCCAUGAACUCUAUACUGAAAAAUUCAGAAAUUUUAGGGAAAAUUGAUCAAGAUAAAGCACUGGAUUCUGGAAAAGCAAAGCAAAAAUCAGAUCAUAUUUCUAAAGAGAUUUAUGAAAAGACUUUGACGCAUUGUCAUGGGAGGACAGCUUUGCAAGAUGUGACAAAUACCAGUGAGCUUUCUCACACUUCCUUACCGAAAUCCUCCCAGAUUUUAGAAGAAAACUCAGCAGAACCAGUUAGACGAGGAAGAGCUGCUAUUUGCUACAAAGAACCCCCUCUAAACAGAAAAUUAAGACGUGGAGAUCAGUUUACAGAUACACAAUUUCUGCAUUCCCCAGUCUUUAAAGUAAAAAAGAAAAGAAGCUUUAAAAGUAAAUCAAAAUUUAUUUGAAGAAGACAAGAGAAUUGCCUUUAUGAACAGUACUUCUGAAAUGGUACUUCUUUUCUUCCCCCCCCCAAAAAAUAUAUUUUAGUAGUAUUGGAUGCUUGUUGUUCUGUGAUAGCUAAAUGUAAAACAAAGACUUCAAAGUGGAAGCUCUUGGAAAAGACCCACAACAUGAAGGACACGGAACUCUUCACCAAAGAAGGAAAAUUCAGGUUAGGAUCCAGUCUUGUGUUCUGAAUUUUUGGUCAGUAAUUUAUAAUCUGUUCAAAGUAUUUGCAGCACUUAUUAAUUUGUAAGAAAAGUGGAAGUUUGAAUGAGAAUAAAAAAAAUCACAUUUGUGAA
This is a messenger RNA of Gallus gallus (chicken), 4900 nucleotides long. RefSeq names its product shugoshin 2 (gene SGO2). The record is from RefSeq and is a predicted model, not a curated record. Gene Ontology annotation, cellular component: nucleus; chromosome, centromeric region. The coding region runs from base 1787 to 4564 and encodes 925 amino acids. The transcript has 10 exons. Gene Ontology annotation, biological process: meiotic chromosome segregation. NCBI's taxonomy places the organism in Eukaryota, Metazoa, Chordata, Aves, Galliformes, Phasianidae.